AAUAAAACUGAUGGACUCCUCAGAUGAAGAAAAACCAGUAGAUCUUCCACCCAUUAGAGUAAGAAGUUCAGAAUUGAAUUAAAAGUAGAUGAAAGACAUCCUAUUAUGUAAGUCAAUUAUUUAUUAUAAUCUCUUAGGCUUAGAUAAUUUAUUCAAAAAAUAUACAUUAGACAAGGAUAUUUGUGUUGAAUUAGUCAAAUUUAUGAAAUCAAAACCAGAAUACAAGAAAUGUAUAUGCUUUGCCUAUAUAAUUUAGUGGGUGAUGGUGAAUGGCAAUGUAUUAUAGGAUCUAACUUUGGAUGUUCCUUAAGUUAUGAUUUGGGACUUUUAACUUUUUUUGAUUUUUUAUCGAAUGGGAAAUCAAUACUCCUCUUUAAGUCAGGAUGAUAAAAAUAUAAUAUCAAG
Messenger RNA from Paramecium sonneborni, 405 nucleotides. Lineage: Eukaryota; Ciliophora; Oligohymenophorea; Peniculida; Parameciidae. The record is from the annotation of a GenBank genome assembly.